Acanthopagrus latus (yellowfin seabream) is the source of this 5625-nucleotide messenger RNA. RefSeq names its product TBC1 domain family, member 9 (with GRAM domain) (gene tbc1d9). Gene Ontology annotation, molecular function: calcium ion binding. The record is from RefSeq and is a predicted model, not a curated record. Bases 639 to 4487 code for a protein of 1282 amino acids. The transcript is spliced from 21 exons. Lineage: Eukaryota; Metazoa; Chordata; Actinopteri; Spariformes; Sparidae.
CGUGCGGCAGCGCUUCAGCUGAGGAGGAGGAGGAGGAGGAGGACUGCUGUGUUAUUGACGGGUUAACUGCUCUAGUAUCGUCUUUACGCCUCAUCACGCGGACGGUCAUUGCACCUGGGAGAACCUACAGACUGUCUGCUGCUCGUUUUAAUCACCUUUAACACGUUUUUUGUCCGCGGACACCGGGGCGGACCGACUGACCGACUGACGGACGGACGGGAUCGCACCUGCCACACCGGAGCAUGCACAACAAAGACUGAUCCAGCAGCAGCAGCACACCGAGCCAGGCUGCCGUGCCAAACCUGCGAGAGAGUCAUUUAUUUAACACGCCUGGAAGCUGGUGCUGCAAAGGAGGAGACGCUUGGUGUCGGGAGCUCCACACCGCGGGCCGAGCUGCAACGGCGGGUUUAAUUAUAGCAACACUUGCACGCGCGUCCUUACUUUAUCGCUCGGACAUCCAGUGGUAGGCGAUAAUCUGAAGGGUCGAAGGGGGGGGGGGAGAAAAAAAAGAGGAGGAGAUCAGGGCCUUCAUCGGCGUUUUUUUUUAAAAAGAAAUAUUUUAAUCAUCGAGCAGUUUUGAUGGUCGCCAUCAGCAGUCCCGUGUGUUCAAUGUUCCCUUAAAACACCACGGGAGAAUAAUGUGGGUCAGUCCCGAAGAUGUGUUGCUGGCGGGCGCAUUAUGGAUCACCGAGAGAGCGAAUCCAUAUUUCAUCCUCCAGAAACGGAAAGGCCACGGAGAAGGAGGCGGAGGACUGGCGGGUUUGCUGGUUGGGACCCUGGACGUCGUCUUGGACUCCAGUGCUCGAGUGGCCCCGUAUCGGAUCCUGUACCAGACUCCAGACUCGUUAGCAUACUGGACCAUUGCUCAUGGAACCUCCCGCAAAGAGAUCACAGAGCACUGGGAGUGGCUGGAACACAACCUGCUGCAGACUCUCUCCAUCUUUGAGAACGAGAACGACAUCACCACCUUUGUCAAAGGAAAGGUCCAGGGGAUCAUCGCAGAGUACAACAAGAACCACGACGUCAAAGAGGACGACGACACAGACAAGUUCAAGGAGGCCAGCGCCAAGUUUCGAAAGCUGUUCGGGAUGCCGGACGAGGAGAAGCUGGUCAACUAUUACUCCUGCAGCUACUGGAAGGGCAAGGUGCCUCGACAGGGGUGGCUCUACCUCAGCAUCAACCACCUCUGCUUCUACUCCUACUUACUAGGAAAAGAAGCCAAACUGGUGGUGCGUUGGGCCGAUAUCACCCAGCUGGAGAAGAGCGCCACCCUCCUGUUGCCAGACGCGAUCAAGGUGAGCACCCGCAUCAACGAGCACGUCUUCUCCGUCUUCCUCAACAUCAACGAGACCUUCAAGCUGGCGGAGCAGCUGGCCAACAUCGCCAUGCGUCAGCUCCUCGACAACAAAGGCUUCGAACAGGACCGCUCGCUGCCCAAGCUCAAGAAGAAAUCGCCCAAGAAGGUGUCGGCGCUCAAGAGGGAUUUGGAUGCCAGAGCUAAGAGCGAGCGUUACCGGGCGCUCUUCCGUCUCCCCAAAGAUGAGAAACUGGACGGACACACAGACUGCACCCUGUGGACGCCCUUCAACAAGAUGCACAUCCUGGGACAGAUGUUUGUUUCCACCAACUACAUCUGCUUCACCAGCAAGGAAGAGACGCUGUGCAGCCUCAUCAUCCCACUACGAGAGGUGACAAUUGUUGAGAAGGCGGACAGCUCCAACGUGCUGCCCAGCCCGCUCUCCAUCAGCACCAAGAAUCGUAUGACCUUCCUGUUUGCUAACCUGAAGGACCGAGACUUCCUGGUCCAGAGGAUUUCUGACUUCCUGCAGCAGACCACCUCCAAGAUCUACCUGGAGAGGGAGCUGACCGGCAGCCUGAACAGCUCAGACGAUGAGGUUUACUCCCAGCACGGAUCUCUGCUCUCCAGCAGCCCUCAGCCCUCUUUGGGCUCAGAAAGCGAGCGCACGUUUAACCUGAACGACAGCAGCGUGCCGACCGCCACACAGGCCCUCAUGACCAUGUACCGCCGCCGAUCACCUGAGGAGUUCAAUCCCAAACUGGCGAAGGAGUUCCUGAAGGAGCAAGCGUGGAAGAACCACUUUACAGAGUUUGGUCAGGGGGUGUGUAUGUACCGCACUGAGAAGACGAAGGAGCUGGUCCUCAAAGGGAUUCCUGAGAGCAUGAGAGGAGAGCUCUGGCUGCUAUUUUCUGGGGCAAUCAAUGAGAUGGCCACCCACCCGGGAUACUACGAGGACCUGGUUGAGAAGUCUAUGGGCAAAUACAACCUGGCAACAGAGGAGAUCGAGAGGGACCUGCACCGCUCUCUCCCCGAGCACCCGGCCUUCCAGAAUGAGAUGGGCAUCGCCGCACUCCGCAGGGUCCUCACAGCCUACGCGUUCAGAAACCCAAACAUUGGAUACUGUCAGGCGAUGAAUAUUGUUACAUCUGUGUUGCUGCUCUACGCCAAAGAAGAGGAGGCGUUCUGGCUGCUAGUGGCGCUCUGCGAGAGGAUGCUGCCCGACUACUACAACACCAGGGUUGUAGGGGCUUUAGUGGAUCAGGGGGUGUUCGAGGAGCUGGCCCGCGAGUACGUCCCUCAGCUGUACGACUGCAUGCAGGACCUCGGGGUCAUCUCCACCAUCUCGCUGUCCUGGUUCCUCACCCUCUUCCUGUCCGUCAUGCCGUUCGAGAGCGCGGUGGUGGUGGUGGACUGCUUCUUCUACGACGGCAUCAAGGUCAUCUUUCAGCUGGCUCUCUCCGUGCUGCACGCCAACAUCCACCAGUUACUGGGCUGCAAGGAUGAUGGCGAGGCCAUGACCGUGCUGGGCAGAUACUUGGACAGCGUGACCAAUAAGGACAGCCCACUCCCUCCCAUCCCCCACCUGCACUCCUUACUUACUGACAAUGGAGAACCACAUCCAGAGGUCGACAUCUUUAAACUGGUCCGCAGCUCCUAUGAGAAAUUUGGUUCGAUCCGUGCCGACGUGAUUGAACAGAUGCGUUUCAAACAGAGACUGCGGGUCAUCCAAACCAUUGAAGACACAACGAAACGCAACGUGGUGAGGACAAUUGUGACAGAGACUGCCUUCAGUAUUGACGAGUUGGAGGAGCUGUAUGUGCUCUUCAAGGCGGAGCACCUGACCAGCUGUUACUGGGGCGGCAGCAGCAACCCUACAGAGCGCCACGACCCCAGCCUGCCCUACCUGGAGCAGUACCGCAUCGACGUGGAGCAGUUCAAAGGCCUGUUCAACCUGCUGUUCCCCUGGGCCAACGGCGCCCACUCAGACCCCCUGGCUCUGCGCUUCUUCCGUCUCCUGGACCAAAACGGAGACACCCUCAUCAAUUUUCGGGAGUUCAUCAGCGGCCUGGGUGUUCUGUGUCACGGGGACCUCACCGAGAAGCUGAAGCUCCUCUACAAGAUGCACGUCAUACCCGAAAUCAGCCACGAACAGGAAGAGCCGGACUCUGCUUUUGAGGCCACCCAGUACUUCUUUGAAGACAUCACGCCAGAAACGUCUAUCGGUCACGACUCAAAGUGCAGAAGCGAGAAGGAUGACGGCUUCGUCCGAGUUACCUUUAAGACUGAAAAAGUGAAGAAACUGAACACUCCUGAAUACCGCCAUUACCUGAAACUGUGGAACGAGGAGACCAAACCUAAGAGAGAAAACACAAAAGACCUCCCAAAGCUCAAUCAGAGCCAGUUCAUCGAGCUUUGCAAGACGCUGUACAGCAUGUUCAGUGAGGAUGUUGCAGAACAGGAGCUCUAUCACGCCACGGCGACAGUCACCAGUCUGCUGCUGGAAAUGGGAGAAGUGGGAAAGCUCUUCUCCUCCUCUGGCAGAAAGGAGCUCAUCACAGAGGGCAAGCCAGAGCCGAGCAUGUGUCGGAGAGAUGCUGCUGAACCUAAAACCUCUCAGGAGGCCGUGUCCGGCGGCGUGUUCCAGCAGCAGGACCCAGGCGACGCUUUUGUCCCCGCAGAUUUGGAGAACAAGCCGAGCCAAGACGAGGGGAGCGAGCAGCUGCCGCCUAUGCAAGACAUCAAGCUGGAGGACUCGUCUCCCAAAGACAUGGGCACAUCGUCCGCCAUGCUCAUCUCGGACGACGAAACCAAAGAUGACACCUCGAUGUCAUCUUACUCGGUGCUCAGCGCAGGCUCCCACGAGCUGGAUGAAAAGCUGCAGUGCGAGGACAUCGCGGACGACACAGUGCUGGUGCGCAGCGACAGCGUCUCCAACGGGGAGAGAGGUAACCGGCCUCGCGGCUGCGGACCCCACGACAGGGGGCUGCCUCACAGCACCAGCAUCGAUAAAGACUGGGCCAUCACGUUUGAGCAGUUCCUGGCCUCGGUGCUCACCGAGCAGGCUCUGGUGCACUAUUUUGAGAAACCGGUGGAGGUGGCAGCUCGAAUAACCAACGCCAAGAAUGUGCGCAAGGUCGGGCGCCCUCGGCUGUCAACAAGUGACUAUGAGAUCUCGCUAUCCGGCUGAGGCCUUUUUAACAGAGACCUCACAUAAGACUUUCGCUGUUUUAAAAGGGAAACAGGAUUAUCCAGUCAUUGGUGUAAAAAAUGUCUGAGUUUUAGAGGACAAUGAAGGUUCAAUGUAAAAUGUGAGUGUAUGAUAGUGGAAUGAAUGUGACCAAAAACUGCUCUGUGAUGUAUUUUACCAGAUGUGAAAGACUUUUAUUAUAACAAUCACUAGAUUCUGUCCAACCGAGAGGGAAGAGGACAUCAAUACCAAGGUUUGCCCCGAUGAAAUGAGUGUGAACAUGUAGUAGCUGUACUUUAUAAGACAUUAUGCAUAGGUGUUAAUAUUGUAAUCUCUAGCUCUUCUUAGGCUAUGUAGAUGUAAAUGUCCACAGACACAGUACAGACCUAACCUGGGAUAUUGAUAGUCUACGUGCGAUCACCUAACUUUAUCAAACUAUUGCUUCUGUACUUUACGACUCCAUAUGUUGUUGAUCACUUUUCAGUCCGUCGUCGAGCGAUAGUACGGACACGUACAAAACAAAAGCUGUGAGAAUUCAACGAGAAACUGAAUUUUCAUAUGUAACUGUGUAAACUCUACUUCAGCUAAAGCAGAAACUGUUUUCUUUUUCCACACACACACACACAUAUACCUAUGACUUCCUGGACAUUCACUCCACAGCCUGAUGUUUCCAAUAACAACUCCAGUGCGCUUUCUCUAGUAACUAGUAAUCAAUACAAAACAACUUAGACAAUAACAGAAAAAAUGACACAAACACAUUUUUCACUCGGAAAGAAAACGACUCACAGGUGAUUCUUUAGGAAGCUGUGUGUGCUACGAUGUGAUGAUUACACUAAAAGAUGCUGUUGAAUGAAAAGCCUGCACUUUAUGUUUACAACAUAAUGUGAUCCACUAAUAUGUAUUAGCUUGCCAUUUGCCUCUCGACUGUUGUCUGCACUCCCAACUCAAACUUUGCCUUUUUUUUUGGGCUCUGUACAUUUUCACAUUGCUGCUUUCAACUUUGUUUUUAUGUGAAUAUUGUUUUUUUUUUAUUAUUAUUAUUUUAAAUGUCCAGGAGUUACUCCUCUGGAUUCUGAUGCAUUGUGUAUCACUCCAUCUAAUUAAAGUUACAGUAUGAUUGAUUCGAUACUGCACAGUA